UAUGUAGUUUGUUUAUCUACGUGACCUGUAUAUUACUCUCAUAAUCUGUAUCUUAUCAAAUUGAUCAUUGUUCUAUCUACGGUACCUGCCCAGAUCCUAAUGUUCUCGAUCCGUUAUAGAUUUAAAUAAUGUUCAAACCACACAUUUGAUCUGGUAUAGUCGCAUCGUCUGUUUAUAAACUUUUCAUGUGUUGUGUAUUCGACAUAAAACCAGUUGUUGUUUUAGACGGAUUAGAAAAAAAUUACAAUUAUAUUAUGGGAAAUACAGGUGGCAGACUAAAAAAAAUUAGGAAAUCCUUGAGGAGGAUCAGUCUAUCAAGAAGCAAAGAGAACUUGAGUAGGGGCGAUCAAACUAGACGUUCUAUCAGUUUAAUGAAUUUAUCAGUAUUGAAGAAGAACAUUAUCCACAAGAAAAAAUCAAAGAGCACUGUAUUAGUUUCGGAAUCUUACGAUCAAUUCAAAAAUUCAGAAGACGACAAAGAAAUACUUGUGAUAACAAAAUCCAGCUCCACAUCGAGUUUAAAAACAUUAGAAAAAACUGCGUCAGCUGAAGUCUCGGAAAUACAGAGUCCUGAAGGACUAGAGAAAAAUGCGGAAAAAUCAAAAGUUAAUGUACCUGCAGAGGAAAUAGAUAAUUUGAGAAUUGGGGAUCAUGGACCAAGGAAACUCUCUUUGGACCUGAGUCUAAAUAAUUCUUCUCAUGAUAAAACAGAGAAUGAGACAAUGUUCAAGUCGGAAAAAGAACUGAUCCCUGAUAAACCCGAAUGUAGUGAAACUUCGGCAUUGAAAAAAAUAGAUCAGAAACUUAAUAACAUUGAACAACAGAUUGAACAAAUGUCACACGAUGAUCUGUUAAUUCAUCUUCCCUUACUUAAAGAUGAAAUUCACUUUUUAUGGAUAAAGUCUUAUGAUGUUAAAUCAUCCAAUGAAGAGGUAUAUCCCAAAAAAGUAAAUACAAUCGAAUAUUCAAAAAAAGUAUUACAUAAACUAUAUAGUAAAGCAUUCAAACAACACGAAUACUGUACAUUAGAAAAAAAUUUUGGUGACUGUGAUUAUAGAUAGAAUUUUGAAUCGAUUUGUUGCGAUACGCUUGACAUAAAAAAUUUUAUUGUGAAAUAUCCUGUAAGUUUUAUUAUAUUUAUAUUUUACAAGGUAAUUAAAUUUUGUAUAUGUUUA
Coccinella septempunctata (seven-spotted ladybird) is the source of this 1175-nucleotide messenger RNA. RefSeq lists its product as uncharacterized. Lineage: Eukaryota; Metazoa; Arthropoda; Insecta; Coleoptera; Coccinellidae. The record is from RefSeq and is a predicted model, not a curated record. The coding region runs from base 186 to 1061 and encodes 291 amino acids. The transcript is spliced from 2 exons.